AUGGCCAAGUUGUCUAUAUUAGAGGAAGCUUGUAACGUUUGGUUGGGAGCGUACAAAGCCAAAGAUGGGGAAGCCAAGUGGCAAGAUGGCUGUUCGGGAGUUGAUGCCAGCUACUUAGAGGAAGACUUUGAAUCCAAAGAAGCGUGCUUUCUGUUAGCGGUCGGCAGCGUGUUGAAAGCUGAGUCAUGUACCACUGAACUACCGUAUGUGUGUCAAGCAUCUACAUUAGAAAUUGACAAAUGCUUUACCCGAGUGAACGUUAUGACUGAUGUGAAAAGCGCUGUCGUAGAAGUAAGUGAAAUUUCAUCGCCGCUCGAUUGUUACCCAACGUGCAUAGCAUUUGACCGUUGUGUUGGAUUCAAAUAUUCAUCUUCUACGUGUUCUUUACUUGAAUUCUUCACCGGGACAUCAUCAUUUGCAAAGGGAACCCUGUAUAUGAGAGAUCUGCUGAGAACAAACGCUCCAAAUGACGUCACAGGUAGCAUAAGCGACCUCCAAAACAUAUGUUCUAAUUCUGUGUCAAAACUAACUCAAAUGACACCAAGCAGUACAACAUCGACAACUUCCAGUAGCGUGUCUACAUCGACAGCCCCUAGUAGUGUGUCUACAUCGACAGCCCCUAGUAGUGUGUCUACAUCGACAGCCCCCAGUAGUGUGUCUACAUCGACAGCCCCCAGUAGUGUGUCUACAUCGACAGCCCCCAGUAGUGUGUCUACAUCGACAGCCGUCAUUAGUAUAACUUCAUCGACAGCCGCAAGUAAACUGGCGGGCCCUGCUGACCUUCAAUCUAGUAGUCCAGAACCAGUAACAGUCGAAAAAUCGUCGUCCGAGUCAACAUCACCACUUACCACUCUAUUCACUUCCGUCUAUACGGAAACAGCAACAAUUCAAGAGACAGAGACCCCGCCCAUGUCCUGCAGCCACUGCUCUUGUAUAAAAAGCAAGCAAAUUGGCCUAGAUGAGUUGAAGGAGAGCAUCAGUAAGUUAAAGGAACAGCUGAGCGUCAACCGAAAGGAACUGUCUUCGUUCAAACGUAAACUGACGAGUGCCCCCGACGACCGACAAUCUGCAGCCAACAUCGGUUAUGUGGGCACACUGAUCAUCUGUUUGAUUCCUGGAUUCAUCAUACUCCUGGAUAUGGGCAGAUUCACGCGGGAACUCCAACACUUCAUAUCACGCCUGAGAAAUUCCGAUCGUACAGUUGAAAACGCUACUCCUCUCAAAUGCAUCUGAACACUCCUGGCAAACAUUUCUCCGCUCAAGCGGAUCUGAACACUCCAGACAAACAGAACUCCAGUAAAGCGAACCUGAACUUCUUGAUAAACAUUAUUGAAGUCAAGCGUACCUUUGCAAAUCCCUGCUGAUAUGGAUGAGAUAAUUUCUUUUAUUUUCAUAGUGUAUGAUAUCAAUGAUCAGAUAUCCAAUCAAGCCCUAUUUAUUUGACCUUGACACAGCAAUUUACAAGUUGCUUU
Messenger RNA from Pecten maximus, 1472 nucleotides. Its product is annotated as A-agglutinin anchorage subunit-like. Lineage: Eukaryota; Metazoa; Mollusca; Bivalvia; Pectinida; Pectinidae. The coding region runs from base 1 to 1233 and encodes 410 amino acids. The record is from RefSeq and is a predicted model, not a curated record. The transcript is spliced from 5 exons.